GAUAUACAUAGAGUCCUUACCAACCUUCAUUGCAUUAUCGUCCGUCGUCUCAGCUGAAUUUGAUUCCCAAUCCAAACACAGAGCAGGUCUGAUUCCGCCGUUUGGUUCCCUCCGGCGGAAUCAUGAACCCCCAAACCCCUCUCUUCCUUUUCCUCUUCUCUCUCCUCUUCCACCCAUCAUUUCCCUCCCAAGUCUCCAUCUCUAUCUCCCCUCAAACCCUCCCCAAAUCGGGCGACUCAGUCACCAUCGCAUGGUCCGGCAUUGACUCGCCCACCCAACUCGACUGGCUCGGCAUCUACUCACCCCCCGACUCGCACCACGACAACUUCAUCGGCUACAUCUACCUCAACGCCUCCUCCACCUGGCGAUCCGGGUCGGGCUCCGUCUCUCUCCCACUCGUCAACCUCCGGUCCAAUUACCGGUUCCGGAUCUUCCAAUGGUACGAGUCGGAGAUCAACCCUCGAAAGCACGAUCACGAUCAGAACCCCUUGCCGGGGACGAAGCACUUGGUGGCUGAAUCCAGCGAGCUGGGGUUUGAGUCGGGUCGGGGCCCCGAGCAGGUCCACCUGGCUUUGACGGAUCGUGGGGAUGAGAUGAGAGUCAUGUUUGUGACGCACGAUGGGAAGGAGAGCUUUGUGAAGUAUGGAUUGAAGGAAGAUCGGAUGGAUCGGGUUGUGGGCACACUGGUGGGUCGGUAUGAGCGAGAACACAUGUGUGAUGCUCCGGCCAAUCAGAGCAUUGGGUGGAGAGAUCCUGGGUAUAUACAUGAUGGGGUCAUGAAGAAUUUGAUCAAAGGAAAGCGAUAUUAUUACAAGGUCGGAAGUGAGUCUGGUGGUUGGAGCAUCAGUUACAGCUUUGUGUCGCGAAAUGAGGACUCAGACAAAACAAUAGCUUUCCUGUUUGGAGACAUGGGGACUGCAACACCAUAUUCAACCUUUCAACGUGCUCAAGAAGAAAGCAUAACAACCAUGAAGUGGAUUGGACGUGAUAUUGAAGCACUUGGUGACAGGCCCGCUAUGAUUUCGCAUAUUGGAGAUAUCAGCUAUGCAAGAGGUUACUCAUGGAUGUGGGACAACUUUUUCAAUCAGAUUGAACCCGUUGCCUCCAAAGUCCCCUACCAUGUGUGCAUUGGUAAUCAUGAAUAUAAUUGGCCAUUGCAGCCUUGGAGACCUGAUUGGUCUGGCUCAAUUUACGGAACAGAUGGGGGCGGCGAAUGUGGGGUACCCUACAGUCUCAGGUUCAACAUGCCUGGGGACUCUUCAGAAUCAACUGGAAAUCAUGCCCCAGCCACCCGAAACCUUUACUAUUCAUUUGAUAUGGGGUCAGUUCAUUUUGUGUAUAUAUCAACCGAAACCAAUUUCCUCCAAGGGAGCACCCAGUACAAGUUUAUAAAGCAUGAUUUGGAGUCAGUUGAUAGAAAAAAGACCCCUUUUGUGGUUGUUCAAGGGCACAGGCCAAUGUAUACAACAAGCUAUGAAAUUAGGGAUGCCCCGAUAAGGGAAAGAAUGCUUGAGCACCUGGAACCUCUGUUUGUGAAGAACAAUGUGACCCUUGCUUUAUGGGGUCAUGUCCAUAGAUACGAGAGGUUUUGUCCACUGAAGAAUUAUACUUGUGGACGGAUGGACUCGAAUGGAGAGUACUGGGAAGGAUUUCCUGUGCAUGUUGUAAUUGGGAUGGCGGGACAAGACUGGCAACCCAUCUGGGAACCGAGACCAGAUCACCUCAAUGUCCCGGUUUUCCCCCAACCCAUUCGGUCUUUGUACCGUGGGGGCGAAUUUGGGUACACCAGACUUGUUGCUACAAAAGAGAAACUUAUAUUUUCCUAUGUAGGGAACCAUGACGGGGAGGUACAUGAUAUGUUUGAGAUUCUGGCAUCAGGACGAGUUCUCAAUGGCAACGGUGGCGAUUACGGAGUUGUCAGUGGUAAGAUGGUGCAGUCAGCGUUUUCAUGGUAUGUGAAGGGAGCAAGCAUCCUUGUGCUUGGGGCGUUUGUGGGCUAUGUUCUUGGGUUCGUCUCGCAUGCCAGGACAGCAAAAAGGAUUUGGACUCCUGUGAAGAGUGAGGAAACAUGAAUUUUAGAUCUUGCUUUGAAGGCUUCCAGAAAAUGCAUAGGAUCUCUACAAUGUUUGCAUUUCGCAAGUCUGCAACAAUGUUUAUAGUUGCGAACAGUGAAUUCCCAAGGUUUGGAAUACUUCAACUCAGAGCUGGGAUUAAAUUUUAUUAACAUAAUCACACAUAAAACUUUCUAAAGAUCCUUGUAAGUAUGCUUGUAUUGUUGCAUUUUCAUGUGGAUUAAAGACUUUUAUGAAAUGUUCAAAAUCCAUAAUGUAGGAAAAAUGUAUCUUGUAUAUUACAGCUUUGGUGUGUAUAUGCACAAUCUGGUCUAUAGAAUACUUUUUCGUUUUUA
Messenger RNA from Cornus florida, 2407 nucleotides. Its product is annotated as probable inactive purple acid phosphatase 2. The record is from RefSeq and is a predicted model, not a curated record. Gene Ontology annotation, molecular function: acid phosphatase activity; metal ion binding. The transcript has 2 exons. Lineage: Eukaryota; Viridiplantae; Streptophyta; Magnoliopsida; Cornales; Cornaceae. Bases 123 to 2072 code for a protein of 649 amino acids.